CGCCCGCGCCCUCCUGACCCUGGCCGCCGUGGGAGACGCGUACCCGCCUGCGCGAGGGACCCGCUGUCUGGAGCGAGAGCGAAAGAGGCUAUCAUGGCUGCAGGAGUCUUACCUCAAAACGAACAACCAUAUUCCGUGCUGGUGAAUAACAGUGGAUAUGCUGCAAACAUGGAAGGAAAUUCAGGACGCCCAACACCAAAGUACACGAAAGUGGGCGAACGUUUACGGCAUGUCAUCCCCGGACAUAUGGCGUGUUCCAUGGCAUGUGGCGGCAGAGCGUGCAAGUAUGAGAACCCAGCCCGUUGGAGCGAGCAGGAGCAAGCCAUUAAGGGGGUGUACUCAUCCUGGGUCACUGACAGCAUCCUAGCCAUGGCCCGCCCAUCCUCUGAGCUCCUCGAGAAGUAUCAGAUCAUCGAGCAGUUCCUCAGCCAUGGCAUAAAGACAAUAAUCAACCUGCAGCGCCCAGGAGAGCAUGCGAGCUGCGGAAACUCUCUGGAGCAGGAAAGCGGAUUCACAUACCUUCCUGAAGCCUUCAUGGAGGCCGGCAUUUAUUUCUACAAUUUUGGAUGGAAGGAUUAUGGUGUGGCAUCUCUUACCACCAUCUUAGACAUGGUGAAGGUGAUGACAUUUGCCUUACAGGAAGGAAAAGUAGCCAUUCACUGUCAUGCUGGGCUUGGUCGAACAGGUGUUUUAAUAGCAUGUUAUUUAGUUUUUGCAACGAGAAUGACUGCUGAUCAAGCAAUUAUAUUUGUGCGGGCAAAGCGGCCCAAUUCCAUACAGACCCGAGGGCAACUGCUUUGUGUGCGAGAAUUCACUCAAUUUCUGACUCCCCUUCGCAACAUCUUCUCCUGCUGCGAUCCAAAAGCACAUGCCGUCACUUUAGCCCAAUAUCUGAUUCGCCAGCGUCAUCUGCUUCAUGGUUAUGAGGCACGGCUUCUGAAACACGUGCCAAAAAUUAUCCACCUAGUGUGCAAAUUGUUGCUGGACCUGGCAGAGAACAGGCCGGUGGUGAUGAGGGAUAUGUUGGGAGGACCAGGUCUGUCUGCUGAGAUUGAAAAGACUGUGUCUCAGAUGGUCACGAUGCGACUGGAUAAAGAGUUACUGAGACACCACAGUGUUGGGUCCGACCCAUUUAACCCCUCUGCUGGAGUGGCAGAGUUUCAGAAUCAGCCUGUGGUUCUUUCCAAUGAGCAAGAGUUUGACCCGCUUUGGAAGAGGAGGAAUGUUGAGUGCCUUCAACCCCUGACAUGUCUGAAAAGGCGACUCAGCUACAGUGACUCAGAUUUAAAGAGGGCUGAAUCUCUCCUGGAGCAGGGCGAGACUCCGUGGACAGGACCAGCCCAGGACUUGCUCUGCCACAACCUCAAGCAGCAGAAGGCUGUUGGCCACUGUUACAUCCCACAGUCUCCAGAGCUCGACUGCAAUAAGGAAGCUUCGGUCCACAGUACAUUUUCUUUCUGGGGUCAGUCUAAGUGUGGUGACUUGGAAGAGCUCAGAGAGGACCGGUUGCCACUUUUCCCUAGAAGGAGCACUGCCAAGGAGGUGCAGCGGAGUAGAACCUUCUCUGUGGGUGUCUCAGGUUCACAUGAACCUGGGGAACCAGUCACACCCAACUUUGCAAAUGUCCAGAAGAACUCAAACUCUUCUCACCAACAGUUGGCCCAAUGUCAGUGUGAACCUCACAGUGGCUGGGACCCCAGCUCUGCCACGGAGGGCGUGCCUUACCGUAGCCCUCCAUACUGUGGCUCCAGUUCCCUGGCACAGUUCCCAGCUGGACGUGAAACCCAGGACAGCAAAGACCUGUCUGAAGCAGCACCACACACUGCUCUGCCAUCUGAAUUGAGUGUUGAAGCAAGGAGAAUACUGGCAGCCAAAGCCCUGGCCAAUUUAAAUGAGUUUGUAGAAAAGGAAGAAGUGAAAAGGAAGGUAGAAAUGUGGCAGAAAGAACUAAAUUCCCGAGAUGGAGCUUGGGAAAGAAUAUGUGGCGAGAGAGACCCUUUCAUCCUGUGCAGCUUAAUGUGGUCUUGGGUAGAGCAACUGAAAGAGCCUGUGCUCACCAAAGAAGAUGUGGACAUGUUGGCUGACAGCCAGGCGGACGCCACAGAAGCGCUGUUCUUACUAGAGAAGGGACAGCACCAGACUAUCCUUUGCAUCUUACAUUGCAUAGUGAACCUGAAGACAAUUCCCGUGGAGGUGGAGGAAGCUUGCCUUGCCCAUGCCAUUAAAGCAUUUACUAAGGUUAAUUUUGAUUCUGAAAAUGGACCAGUAGUUUACAACACCCUGAAGAAAAUAUUUAAGCAUACAUUGGAAGAAAAAAGAAAAAUGACAAAAGAUAGCCCAAAGCCUGGCCUCCAAGGAAACUAACUUUCUCUCGUGAUGAGUAUUUCAGACCAGAUGACCUUUCUGUUCAUAUAAGAAUAAGCUGAAGUCUGUGGAGCUACUUUCUCUCAUAGCACUUUAUUUUGAAUGCUGUUGGUUUGUGCUGAGAGCGAUCAUUCCUGUUUGGAGCAUUUAUUUAUUUUAAAAUAUCUUUGAGCUACAUUUUUGUUUUGAAAACUUGCCAUCAAGUUGGUGCCACUUUGUUUUAUUUAUUUGACUGAAUGAAUAUUAUUAACAUUUCAAGUAUGUGGUGUUUACAUUCUUAUUCUUUUUGACAUUUUGGAAGAAGUCGUAGCUCUUCUUUCCAAAACAGUUAUUUUCUUGAUCAAAUGCUUCCUAGAUAUUUUACCAAAUAGAUGAUUUUGGUAGCAAAACCUCACUGUGUAUUCAUCCCUUCCCCCCACCAAAAACAUGACCUAAGAAAGUCACCAAGUGUCUUAAACCAUUUUAUAUUUGUUACUAAGAAGGCUAUUGAUAUAACAUUUUUAAAGGGUUUUUAAAAACUGAAAAUUUCUGGUUUUUGCUUUUCUUUGUAUAAUUGUGACCGAGAUUUCCAAAGUCUGUUGUUUUCUAGAGUGAUCCCACUUUCCCUUCAUGGAUUGACUGUGAAGCGGUUGGGGAAUUUCACGUGUGGAAAGCAGAGUUGCUUUUUGCCAGGCUGCCAGAUGACCCACCAGCCUCGGCUGUCACAGGAGCCGUUCUCGACACAGCAGGCCUUGUUUCCCUCGCCUCGGGCUGCGGCUGAGCCGAGGACGUGGAUCAGAGGCAAGCAUGGGGGACACUGCUUAGAGGAGGACUUUCCUCUGUCCUGCUGGGGCCUCCACAGAAGGGACAGCUGUGCAGGAUGGAGGUCCUGCGCCAGCCCUGCACUCUCUGGCACACUGCAGACUGGGGAAGCUGGAGGAAGUCAGGAUCAGGCCACUGUCUGCUGACAGGGUGUUAGCCAAGAAGCCUGGCCCAGGCCCCGUAUUUCUAAAUCUGUAGGUCCACAUACCCAUUUAUCUCAGGGCUCUGUUGUUGGCUGCUUGUUAUGAGGAUUAUGGUUUUUAAAUUGAAUUUGACCCAUACAGGUUGUAUUCACACUAGGAGGCUUCAGAUAAGAAAAAGUGACUACCUGAACUAGUUCCUUGAAGACCAAAUUGUCAAUCAACAAUGGAAGCCAUACUGUUUCUUUAAAUUAAUAUAUGGGAAUAGUGGAGGCCAAGCCAUAGAGAGGGUAGGUUUCCGAAGAAAGGGAAUAUUAACCACACCACUUCCAGACUAAAGAAGCUACCACUUAAAGGCGGAGUUUCAGGGGAAACAUGACUAAUUUAGAACAAAUGAAAUUACUCCAACGUCCCUGAUUUAAACUCUUAUACAUCAAGAACAUUUUAGUCAUUAUUGGUCUCAUUAACUCUAAUGGCAAAUGCUAAAUGCAGUUUUCCUCCAUACCAUUUAAAUUUUCUUGGGCAAUCAUUCAGUGGAUGUUAGUGAACUGUCUUGUCUCCUCCUGAAAUAUCUUAUUUUCAAAGUGCCUGGCGUGAGGAAGCGGAGGGAACAAUUGCAUUUUGUGCAGAAGUACAUUAUAUGGUAACAAAAUAGAUGUUUGUCCUCAUCUCAGCUGGCCUCACAUGGGCAGGUGCACUGCUUCUGUUCUGAGGAGCCAGCUGUUUGCCUGUUUCAAAUUCUGCCAUCCUGAUGUGACCACCAGUGCAUGUCGAAAACUCCAAGCACACCAGCCUGAAAGGGGGAUGUGACGGGGAAAUUAGUCAGGCUACAUACAACUGCCGUAUUUAUCUGAAUAAAAGUGAAGAGAAACC
Molecule: messenger RNA, 4178 nt
Organism: Lepus europaeus (European hare)
Lineage: Eukaryota; Metazoa; Chordata; Mammalia; Lagomorpha; Leporidae
Gene: PTPDC1
Product: protein tyrosine phosphatase domain containing 1
Exons: 10
Coding region: 94-2364 (756 amino acids)
Biological process (GO): protein dephosphorylation; cilium assembly
Molecular function (GO): protein tyrosine/serine/threonine phosphatase activity
Source: RefSeq, a predicted model, not a curated record